Messenger RNA from Vigna radiata var. radiata (mung bean), 1848 nucleotides. RefSeq names its product elongation factor Tu, mitochondrial. The coding region runs from base 152 to 1507 and encodes 451 amino acids. The transcript is spliced from 12 exons. Gene Ontology annotation, molecular function: GTP binding; GTPase activity; translation elongation factor activity. The record is from RefSeq and is a predicted model, not a curated record. Gene Ontology annotation, cellular component: mitochondrion. Gene Ontology annotation, biological process: mitochondrial translational elongation. NCBI's taxonomy places the organism in Eukaryota, Viridiplantae, Streptophyta, Magnoliopsida, Fabales, Fabaceae.
GCCGCACGAAUAUGACGGGUCGGUGUCGGGCGCCCAUUCUAAAACCCUCGCUCUUCGCACUCACUGCUCUUGGCUUUUGUCUUCCCUCUCCUAAAACCCUCGCCUCUGCAUUCCAUAGUUAGGGCUUUUCAUUCUCCUCAUCACUUCUUCAAUGGCCACUCUUCUUCUCAGACACUCCUCUUCCACUUCUCGCCGCCUCUUCCCGUUAGCCUCUCAAAUCCAUUCUUCCGUAUCUCGUUCUCCUCUCUCUACUCCCAAUGACUCCACUACCUCCUCCUCCUCCUAUUCUUUCAAUUCCAAUCCAUGGUGGAGAUCCAUGGCAACUUUCACCAGAACGAAGCCUCACGUUAAUGUCGGAACUAUUGGACACGUGGAUCACGGGAAGACCACGCUAACAGCGGCAAUCACCAAGGUGCUUGCGGAUGAAGGGAAGGCCAAGGCUGUUGCCUUUGAUGAAAUUGACAAGGCUCCUGAAGAGAAGAAGAGAGGAAUCACCAUUGCAACGGCUCAUGUGGAGUAUGAGACUGCAAAACGACAUUAUGCGCAUGUGGACUGCCCUGGACACGCGGAUUAUGUUAAAAAUAUGAUUACGGGAGCUGCCCAAAUGGAUGGUGGUAUACUUGUUGUAUCUGCACCUGAUGGACCAAUGCCUCAAACAAAGGAGCACAUUCUUCUUGCUCGCCAAGUUGGUGUGCCAUCUCUUGUUUGCUUUCUAAAUAAAGUUGAUGCUGUUGAUGAUCCAGAGUUGUUAGAGCUCGUAGAGAUGGAGCUACGUGAGCUUCUGAGCUUCUACAAGUUCCCUGGGGAUGAAAUCCCGAUCAUUAGAGGUUCAGCCUUGUCUGCUUUACAAGGUACAAAUGACGAGAUUGGAAGACAAGCGAUUCUAAAAUUAAUGGAUGCUGUAGAUGCAUACAUUCCUGACCCUGUUCGCCAACUUGACAAGCCUUUCCUAAUGCCAAUUGAAGAUGUGUUCUCAAUUCAGGGGCGAGGAACAGUUGCCACUGGCCGUGUUGAACAAGGCGUCAUUAAAGUCGGUGAAGAAGUGGAGGUGUUGGGUCUAAUGCAGGGUGGUCCUCUGAAAACAACUGUAACUGGAGUUGAGAUGUUCAAGAAGAUUUUGGAUCAAGGACAAGCGGGUGACAAUGUUGGUCUUCUUCUCCGUGGUCUGAAGCGUGAAGAUAUUCAACGUGGUCAGGUGAUUGCAAAGCCAGGUUCUGUAAAAACAUACAAGAGAUUUGAGGCAGAGAUAUAUGUACUCACAAAGGAUGAGGGUGGCCGACACACCGCAUUCUUCUCUAACUAUAGACCUCAGUUUUACUUGAGGACAGCUGAUAUCACUGGAAAGGUAGAGUUGCCUGAAAAUGUUAAGAUGGUUAUGCCCGGAGACAACGUUACAGCUGUUUUUGAAUUGAUUUCAGCAGUUCCACUUGAAGCAGGACAAAGAUUUGCCUUGAGAGAAGGCGGCAGAACAGUUGGUGCAGGUGUGGUGUCAAAAGUAAUGAGCUAGUACCGUUCUCUGUGACUCAAGUUUUAGUCUACACAUUUGCUAAAAGGGGUUGGAAGCCCUGAGACCUGACUAUUUAUCCUGAAAUAUACAAACCAUGUGCCAAGUAAUUAUCAUUUAGCGGUUGUGUUGGAUGAAGUUCAGUAAAUUGAGUAAAAUUUAGAGAAAUUAAUCUUCAAUGUUCAUUUUGUAGUGCAUAAUUUUCAACAUGCCUUUGAUCACUGCAGACUUUUUCUGCUUUAUGAAGAAUAAUGUGUAUCUUGUGUUCCAACAGUCCGAGCCAUUGAUAUUGGGUUUUACAAAUAUUUUGUUUUUAAUAACGAUUCUCAUUGUUUGAACCUCUA